Messenger RNA from Paramuricea clavata, 293 nucleotides. Lineage: Eukaryota; Metazoa; Cnidaria; Anthozoa; Malacalcyonacea; Plexauridae. The record is from the annotation of a GenBank genome assembly.
AUGGCGGCCGAGAUGCGCGAGGCGGCAUGUACUAAAAGGCGAAACGUCGAAACGAAACGACCGAAACGAAACGGCCGAAACCACCGAAACGACCGAAACGAAACGACCGAAACGAAACAACCGAAACGAAACGAAACGACUGAAACGAAACGAAACGGCCGAAACGAAACGGCCGAAAAUAUAAAACACAGGAAAAUUGAAAAAUGCGGAUACGGACGGACGGACGGACGGAGGGGACAGGCGGAUGUACGGGGGAGACAGGCGGAUGGACGGGGGAAGAGGCGGAUGGACGG